UUACUUUUCCGGAAGUACGUGGCUCAGCGAAAACAUGGCGCCCAGGGUUGUGCAUAUAUCUCUUACACUCAUUGAUUCAACUCAUUAUUUUAACGUUUUAUGGUGGUCUGUUUACGUCGCUUUUGCUGUAUUUGAAACAGUACACACUGACAAUGUGUUCGGUGCAAGCCCCACGUCUACUGUACAAGUCGCUGCGGCUAGGGACCUGCGGUACCUUUUGUAUGACGUGAACCCCCCAGAGGGUUUCAACUUGCGGAGAGAUGUCUAUAUCCGCAUGGCCUCCCUGGUUAAAACUCUGAGAAAGGAUGGGGAUGACUGGGUCCUUGUGCUUCCUCCAUGGGGUCGCCUGUAUCACUGGCAGAGCCCCAACAUCCAUCAGACCCGAAUUCAGUGGGGAGAGUUUUUUUGCCUCACUAGCUUGCAGGCCAAUGUACCUGUCAUUGAGUAUGAGGAGUUCAUUGCUGAGAAUGGAGGCCCAUUCAUAGACCAGGUUCUAGUACUGCAAAACUAUGCUGAGGGAUGGACUGAUGGAAAAUGGGAGGAAAAGGUUGAUGUGAGGCCAUGCAUUGAGAAGCUGAUGUAUUCCAAAGAUAAGCAGGGCUAUUACAGGGGCUGGUUUUGGGGCUACGAGGAAACAAGAGCUCGAAAUGUGACAUGCAUAUCGGCACAAGGCCAUGCCUCUAUCAUGGCCCCAGUUCUUCAGAAAAACAUCACAGUGAUAUCAGUAAUGCUUGACCGAGCAGAGACGCUACUCCAUGAUCACUAUGCUGGGAAGGAUUACUGGGAUACCCGCCGCAGCAUGGUUUUUGCCAAGCACCUGCGACUCAUUGCAGAUGAUUUCAGAGCAAAGUAUCUGAACUCCACAGAUGAUAGAGACCACACACUAUACAGUGAGGACUGGACUCGCAUGAAAGCCAAGCUGGGCUCAGCUAAAGGUGGUUCAUAUCUGGGGGUCCACCUGCGUAGAAAGGACUUUAUCUGGGGUCACAGAGAGGAUGUACCCGGCCUUAAGGGGGCAGUCAAAAAAAUGCGCAGCUUGAUGAAGAAGCACAAACUUGACAAAGUGUUUGUUGCAACUGAUGCAGAUGAAGAAGAGUUGACAGAGCUGAAAAAGUUGUUGCCAGACAUGGUGCGGUUUGAACCAUCCAUAGAGGACCUGGAGCUCCUUAAAGAUGGGGGAGUGGCCAUUAUUGACCAGUGGAUAUGUGCUCAUGCGAGAUUCUUCAUAGGAACAUCAGUGUCCACCUUCUCUUUCCGGAUCCAUGAAGAGAGGGAGAUCUUGGGGUUUGAUCCCAAAACUACAUACAAUCGUUUCUGUGGGGACAAUGAGAAAGAAUGUGAACAGCCUACACACUGGAAGAUUGUUUACUAAUGUGACCUCUAACCUUCCUGACACACACAAGUGCCCAAAAGCAGUGUUAAAAGUGACAUUUAUUUGUAUGGAAUAUAAUAGGAUGAUAUUUUAAUAGUUUGAUGGUUUCAGAGUUGUACAAUGACUGAACCUUAAGCUCAAAAGGCCCAGACUGGGCUGCCAAAUGUGUACUGUAUUACUGUAAUAUUCAACAAGCCAAUCUGCAUAUGGUUUUUAGGUUGUACAUGUUGCUUAUGACAGCUUGGAAUUUGACAUACUUUCAAAUACUCAUUGCUGACACUAGCACAUCUGGUGAGAAGAUGAGAUAUACUUUUCUUGUUCCCUUAGAGAAAUUGUUCUUGGUCUUAGUGUUUGUUGUACUUUACACAUGUCAUAUAAAUGGCAUAUGGUCAUGUACUUACAUACAAAUGCUAUACAUGCAUUCAAGUGUCUUUAGGAGAAUCAGCUACAGGCAGAUAAACAUAAACCAUCAUUGCACAGUUCCAGGCAACACAGAAGCAGGAAAAAAGCACCCUUCAGUUAUGCCUUGUUUAGAAUUUUAAUGUAAAGAUGCACAAAAUGAUUCAUCACUUUGGUACUCCAUAUUGUCUGUCUAAAGGCAGGAGUUCAUACUCGGAGUGGAGGACAUGGGAAGGGUCAGAUAGUAUUCUCUGUGCACCUCUAAGCGCAGACUGCUCAUAUAUAAAUUGAAGGGACUGAUGUUCUUUUAUCCCAGUAACUUUGAUGGCACUCUGAAUAAGACAUACUUAAAGAAACCCUUCAAGCCCGAUAAUGCAAGUACAUCUUUUUUUUUUUUGUAUUUAUUUAUUUUUAUCAACACCUUCUUAUAAAGUACAAUCUUUGCUUAAGCCUUGAGCACUGGUUGUCAGCAUGAGCUAACCAGGUGAACCUGUUAUAUAUGCCAAUGUACUUGCCAAAACGUGCUGCCAUGAUUGCAGUGAGUGUUGACAAUGUGGAGUAUUCUCAGUUUAGCAUUUCAAGAUAUUGAAAUUCUGAGGCUCAUUUUGUUGAUAUUGAGCAUCUUAACUUUGUUAUAUUUAUAAGGAUAUAGACUUUUUAAUUUUUCAAAAAUGACUGCAUAUGUAUAAAGUUGAUUUCAGAGACCAUGAACAUAGCACACAGUGCACAGUACUUCAAAGCAUUUUCGAUUAAUUAUGCCUGGCCUUUUGUUAGAACAUUGUGCUCUUUCCUGGAAUUUUCCUACUGCUACUGACUGAUCAGAUCAGUGGAAUACCAACUGGUGAUCAGUGGUGGUAUAAAGUGUAUUGUAUCACCAUGCUUUAAUACAUGUGUCCUUUGUCUUUGCACAAGGCACAAAUUUAAAGAGAAUAAACUGACAAAAACACUGUUUCACAGCACUAAUGAUGGGCAAAAACUCCACAAGUCCAGACAGACUGUUAACAUGAGCUGCAUUUCCUAUCUGCUGUCGCUGUAUUUCACUGUUCACUGUUUGAAUAAUGUUCGGUUUUUAUGAAGUGCUUGUAUUACCAAUCCUUACAUGGGACUGCAUUACAGUAUUACUGCUGCUGAAAAGUAGGAAGUAUGACAUGCUUGAAUUUUGGUAAUGCUGAAUUCCUUCCACCUUUUCUUUUUAAUAUACAGAUUAUAUUUGGCAUAUAUCAGUGUUCUUACCAGUGAUACCACCACUGUGUCGUGUCAACACUGGGACACUAUCAAACUGUUAUCUUAUAACAUGCAUGUUUUCCUUUCCUAAUGAUGCAUACAUUCUGAUCUUUAUGGGUAUUGUCUCAUGACCUGGUUUGUACAGCAGGUGCAUGAUUUUAGUAAUAAAUAAAACACAGUUUAAGUAGAGUUUUAAUGUGACAUUAUAGAUGAGAUAAAGUUAAAUACCAACAAGGUUACUGUUUAUAUUUUUGUUGGGAGUGCCUUUCACUAUCACUACUUUCACCACUUCAUCUUGAUCAGACAAAUCUACAGAAAUGUGAAAAUUCUGUAAAUUAUAUUAUGUGAUAGUUAUAUGAUUAUAUCUGGGUUGGCCCUAUUUAAUCAAAAAUACAAGUUUGCAGAGCCAUUUUGGGAAUCAGUGCUUGUCUCAGGAUCAGCCUCGCCAACUAGGUGAAGUUCUGAGGAACUGCCUGCUGUGCCAGUGGUUCACACUACAUUGCAUUUGUGCUUGGCUUUAACUCUAUAGUUCUCUUAUGUACCACUGUUAUGUUGGAAAACCGGUAUCACUUCUCUGAUGGAAUUUUAAUGUUUCCUCUUUAGCCAUACAGUAGUGUCAUAUGUCAUGUUUGUCCUGCUUUGGCCCAACCCUGAGUCUUUAUGCUGCUCAUUGUUCCG
Monopterus albus (swamp eel) is the source of this 3673-nucleotide messenger RNA. It is a transcript of the gene pofut2, whose product is annotated as protein O-fucosyltransferase 2. Gene Ontology annotation, biological process: protein O-linked glycosylation via fucose. NCBI's taxonomy places the organism in Eukaryota, Metazoa, Chordata, Actinopteri, Synbranchiformes, Synbranchidae. The record is from RefSeq and is a predicted model, not a curated record. The transcript is spliced from 9 exons. Bases 35 to 1372 code for a protein of 445 amino acids. Gene Ontology annotation, molecular function: peptide-O-fucosyltransferase activity.